Messenger RNA from Candidula unifasciata, 1953 nucleotides. Lineage: Eukaryota; Metazoa; Mollusca; Gastropoda; Stylommatophora; Geomitridae. The record is from the annotation of a GenBank genome assembly.
AUGGCUAAAGUACUAUUUGUGAUCUGUGUACCUUCUGAAGAAGCUAAAACUGAAAAAAAUGGUUGUGGAGACAAAGACAAUAAAAAAGAUAAUGACAGUACCAAGGAUACAGGUAAGAAUGAUGACCUCGAUUCAGAAGUUAUGAGUGCUUCUGUCAGACGUCUGAAGCUCCCUAGGAAUUCUCUUCCUGCCUUGUUUGAAACUGGCGAUACAAAUAUAACGGUGACAGGAGAUUCAAAUGCUGAUGUUACAGACAUGAAUUUGAAAACUUCAGGCCAAGGAAAAGGGAGAAAAUCCUCCUUAAAAAAUAUCUUUUUGGAUGUGGGUGGAAACAAGAAUUCAAACACUGAUCCUGGGAAAACUUUGACUAAAUCCAGUUCCUGUGGUUUACCCAGACUGUCACUAUUGAAAAAUACGGAUGAGGCAUCUGAAAUAAAGAAAAUGGAAAAUGGAUUAAAUGACAAGAAAGUUAAAGUUGAUGAUGUGGAUUUAAACAAGAAGGUUGAGAAGCAGUGUAAUAAUUUUGAGAAACGUGAACAAAAUGGCCAUGUUGAUAAUGUUGACCACGAAACAGAAUAUAUCAGCUUUAUAUCUGAUGGAUUAACACUUUUGGAUAGAGUUAAGAGGGCACUUGAUUUGCUUGGCAUUUCGGCUGUUAACUGGAGCCGCACAGAGGACAAUGUUAAUGUUGGCAUGUUCAUUGCAGCCGAUGGAGUCCGUUGCGAAGAGAUCCUGGAAAAGUUAACAUUCCUAGACCUCGGGGCUAUUCCUGGAAGCUCCAUAAGUGUGUUUCCAGCUACAAUAAGUGUUGCAAGUGUUGUCAAGGACGAGCAAGCUGAAAAACUCAAACUGGAACUGGAGAAGGAAAACAAGCUUGCAGAAAAAGUCAGUGAGUUUAAGAAGUCUAUAAAGUCCAGGCUUGUUGUUGCUCAGGUUGUUGAUUCUGUUAAAAGCGAUGCUGUUUUCAACUUUGACUUCCUAAUGUUGGUGAUUCUUGCUGGGAUGGUUGCAAUUAUGGGGCUGUUAGAAGCAAGUCCAGUAUCACUUGUUGCAAGUAUGCUCAUCUCACCGCUGAUGGGACCAAUUGUUGCCUUUGUCUUUGGCACUGUUAUUAAAAAUAUGGAGCUUUUGAAAGUUGGUGUUGUUACCGAGAUGAAAGGCUUGACUUUGUGCAUUCUUGUGGGUUUUAUAUCAGGGUUUAUUCCAGCUGGGUUAGAAAGUGCUGGUAUGUCAUGGAGAUCUACAGACAGCUGGCCAACCAUAGAAAUGUCUUCCAGAGGAUCCAUCCGAGCUUUACCAGUGGGAGUCUUAAUUGCUGUUCCAUCUGGAGCUGGGGUUGCUCUGUCCAUUCUGGGUGGCAAAGUGGGAUCAUUGGUUGGUGUGGCCAUCUCUGCUUCCUUGCUGCCUCCUGCUGUCAAUGCUGGUUUACUAUGGGCAAAUGCUAUUAUAGUUGGAAUUACACCUCCUCGUACUGACCCGCUGCAGAACUCUUCAGCUACAGCAGAUGUACCAUACGAGGCCAGCAUAUCAUGCCCAACCUAUUUUAACAAUGACUACACCCACAUCUACUCCUGCAACAUGGCAGUUGAGAGUCUGGUGCUUGGUGUCAUAAGUCUUCUGUUGACAAUUGUCAACAUCAUCUGCAUAUUCUUCAUGGGCAUUCUUGUGCUCAAGAUCAAAGAGGUGGCUCCCAUUCGGUCAGUUCCAGAAGCUGAAAAAAACUUCUUUGCCAGGGAUCUUAAGGUUGCCAGACAGUCAUAUGAAACAAUGAAAGGUCCAAAUUCCUCAAUUCUUGGAAAGAAAUUUCUGCAAGAAUAUAAGAAAUUUAAAAAAGAAAUUGGUGUUGAAAACAACUUCACGGAUAAUGAGCUAAAUGAAAUCCUGGAGGAUGUAGAGGAAGGCGAGGAUGUUAAAGAGAUUUUGGACAAACUGCCUCACAGACCCAAGCGAUGG